Molecule: messenger RNA, 291 nt
Organism: Gongylonema pulchrum
Lineage: Eukaryota; Metazoa; Nematoda; Chromadorea; Rhabditida; Gongylonematidae
Source: the annotation of a GenBank genome assembly
AUGGUGACGUGUUCUUCCAGAUAUCCGUGGAGUGAGGAUCCGGAUGAAUCAGAAUCACUAAUGAAAACGCGAGCGCCGGCAUGGUGCGAUCGUGUGCUGCUAAAUUUACGGGCAUUUGAAAUUGUUAAACGGGAUAAAUAUGCGAAAUACGAUAGUUUUGGGAAGGAUGUAUGCAUGGGUGAUCAUAAGAAUUUUCAUUACUGGCUACUGAUGUGGAGCUUUGACAUUGCUGAAGUGCAACCGGGUACUGGACUUUCUGUAUCGAUGAGCUUCUUCAUACGACCUGUUUAA